GGGGGCAGACGCCACCAUGGAAGUUCACUGGGCUGCAGGGCCACCUACGCCGCUGGCUGCGGUCUAAGCGGCCGGGGCUACCCGCCGUGGAUACGCAGGCGGCUCCCGCCGAGCUGCGGCCUCCGCCAUGUCGUUGCUGGGCGAGUACGAGCGACACUGUGAUUCCAUCAACUCGGACUUCGGAAGCGAGUCCGGGGGUGGCGGGGACUCGGGCCCGGGACCCAGCGCUGGCCCCGGGCCGCGAGCCGGAGGUGCAGCGGAGCAGGAGGAGCUGCACUACAUCCCCAUCCGCGUCUUGGGCCGCGGUGCCUUUGGGGAGGCCACGCUGUACCGCCGCACCGAGGAUGACUCACUGGUGGUAUGGAAGGAAGUUGACUUGACCCGGCUUUCUGAGAAGGAACGGCGAGAUGCCUUGAAUGAGAUUGUCAUCCUGGCGCUGCUGCAGCACGACAACAUUAUUGCCUACUACAAUCACUUCAUGGACAAUACUACCCUGCUGAUUGAGCUGGAGUACUGUAAUGGAGGAAACCUCUAUGACAAAAUCCUUCGUCAGAAGGACAAGUUGUUCGAAGAAGAGAUGGUGGUGUGGUACCUUUUUCAGAUUGUUUCAGCAGUGAGCUGUAUCCAUAAAGCUGGGAUCCUCCAUAGAGAUAUAAAGACAUUAAAUAUUUUUCUGACCAAGGCAAAUCUGAUAAAGCUUGGAGACUAUGGCCUAGCAAAGAAACUGAAUUCUGAGUACUCUAUGGCUGAGACACUUGUAGGCACUCCAUAUUACAUGUCUCCUGAGCUCUGCCAAGGAGUAAAGUACAAUUUCAAGUCUGAUAUCUGGGCAGUUGGCUGUGUCAUUUUUGAACUGCUUACUCUGAAAAGAACAUUUGAUGCUACAAACCCUCUCAACCUAUGCGUGAAGAUCGUGCAGGGAAUCCGGGCCAUGGAAGUUGACUCUAGUCAGUAUUCUUUGGAACUGAUCCAGUUGGUACAUGCAUGCCUCGACCAGGAUCCUGAGCAGAGACCCACUGCAGAUGAGCUUCUGGAUCUCCCCGUUCUCAGGAAGCAUAGGAGAGAGAUGGAAGAAAAAGUCACUCUGCUUAAUGCACCUACCAAGAGACCGAGGUCAAGCACUGUGACUGAAGCACCCAUUGCUGUGGUAACAUCACGAACCAGUGAAGUCUAUGUUUGGGGUGGUGGAAAAUCCACACCUCAGAAAUUGGACGUCAUCAAGAGUGGCUGUAGUGCUCGACAGGUGUGUGCAGGGAAUACCCACUUCGCUGUGGUCACCGUGGAGAAGGAACUAUACACCUGGGUGAGCAUGCAAGGGGGUACUAAGCUUCGCGGCCAGCUGGGGCAUGGGGACAGGGCUUCCUACCGACAGCCGAAGCACGUGGAGAAACUGCAAGGGAAAGCCGUCCACCAAGUGUCCUGUGGAGAUGACUUCACUGUGUGUGUGACAGAUGAGGGUCAGCUCUAUGCCUUUGGAUCAGAUUAUUAUGGCUGCAUGGGCGUGGACAAGGUCUCUGGCCCUGAAGUGCUAGAACCCAUGCAGCUGAACUUCUUCCUCAGCAAUCCAGUGGAGCAGGCCUCCUGUGGGGAUAAUCAUGUGGUCGUUCUGACACGGAACAAGGCAGUCUACUCUUGGGGCUGUGGUGAAUAUGGACGGCUGGGUUUGGAUUCAGAAGAGGAUCACUAUACACCACAGAGGGUGGAUGUUCCAAAGGCCUUAAUCAUUGUUGCAGUUCAAUGUGGCUGUGAUGGGACCUUUCUACUAACUCAGUCAGGCAAAGUGCUGGCCUGUGGACUCAAUGAGUUCAACAAACUGGGGCUGAAUCAGUGCAUGUCUGGAAUCAUCAACCAUGAAGCAUACCACGAAGUUCCCUACACGACCUCCUUCACCUUGGCCAAACAGUUGUCCUUUUACAAAGUCCGUACCAUUGCCCCAGGCAAGACUCACACGGCUGCUAUUGAUGAACGAGGCCGGUUGCUGACUUUUGGCUGUAAUAAGUGUGGACAGCUGGGUGUUGGGAAUUAUAAGAAGCGCCUGGGAAUCAACCUGCUGGGGGGACCCCUUGGUGGGAAGCAAGUGAUCAGGGUCUCCUGUGGCGAUGAGUUCACCAUUGCUGCCACCCAUGAUAAUCAUAUCUUUGCCUGGGGGAAUGGUGGUAAUGGCCGCCUGGCAAUGACUCCCACAGAGAGACCACAUGGCUCUGAUAUCUGUACCUCAUGGCCUCGGCCUAUUUUUGGAUCUCUGCAUCACGUACCAGACCUUUCUUGCCGUGGCUGGCACACCAUUCUUAUUGUUGAAAAAGUGUUGAAUUCCAAGACCAUCCGUUCUAAUAGCAGUGGUCUGUCCAUCGGAACUGUGGUUCAGGGCUCCAGCCCAGGAGGUGGCGGUGGCGGCAUUGGUGGCGGUGGCGGCAGGGGUGAAGAGGAAGAGAGUCAACAGGAAUCUGAAACUCCAGAUCCAAGUGGAGGCUUCCGGGGAACAAUGGAAGCAGACCGUGGAAGGGAAGGUUUAACCAGUCCCACGGAGGCCGUGGGAGACAGUUGUGGGGCUAGCAGCUCUUGUCCCGGCUGGCUUCGGAAGGAACUGGAAAACGCAGAGUUCAUCCCCAUGCCUGACAGCCCAACUCCCCUAAGUGCGGCAUUUUCACAGUCUGAGAAGGACACUCUGCCCUAUGAAGAGCUGCAAGGACUCAAAGUCGCAUCGGAAGUUCCCCUGGAGCACCGGCCGGCAAUAGGAACCUGGCCGCCUCGACUGAAUCCUGCAGUGCCGUGUGUUGGCAAAGCCUUGCCCUCCCCUGCUUGUGCGUGCAGUGCUCUGCAGGUGGAGGUUGACAGGCUGCAGGGCCUGGUGUUAAAGUGUCUGAAUGAACAGCAGAAGCUGCAGCAAGAAAACCUCCAGAUUUUUACCCAGCUACAAAAGCUCAACAAGAAAUUGGAAGGAGGCCAGCAGGUGGGGAUGCACUCCAGAGGAACCCAGACAGCAAGGGAAGAAAUGGAAAUGGAUCCAAAGCCUGACUUAGAUUCGGAUUCCUGGUGCCUCCUAGGAACAGACUCUUGUCGACCCAGCCUCUAGUCUCCUGAGCCCAUAUAGCCCUCAGGAAACUGGGACCCAAAGAAUUCACCGCACACUUACUGAGUGCAGAGAGCAGCUUUCCUGGCUUUGCUCACUUGCGGACAGAGCGCAGGGCGGAGGGAGGCUCUAAAGCACUUUCCUUGUGCAUUUGGAGAGUGGCAUUGCCUUUUAGAUAGGAUCUAGGAGUGAUUUUAUUGUUUGGGAGAAUGGAAGGGUCCUGUGGCCCUGGCUUUGUCAUCAGUGACUGCCAUAGCAACAGCAGCUCUGUACCUCAUCUUUUGAGCCCACCUUUGAAGAGGAGACACAGUACUCACCUUAAUUGCACUGGUAGCAGCUCAUUUUGUUUAUUAUUUUCAUCAUUAAUUGGAAGCUGCCUUGGGAUUUAAGCACCAGGCAUUGCACAUCUGGAUGGAUGAAGGAAAAUAUAAAAAUGGAGUGGGCUGCCCAGGUCCUCCAGAGAGUGGUAAAGCAUUCAUGCCUUCUCAGAAGCCUGGAGUCCAAGAAAAUGUACUGGUAGAGUCAGUCUAGAGCUUGUUUUCAGGAAGUUCAAUUACUUCAUGCAGCUGAGUACUUCGUGAGAAAGCUUGGAUUGCCUCACCGUGGAGGCUGUUUGAAGUAUCAGUGAAGAACAGAGAAAGGGCAGGACCCUCAUCACAAUAGCCAAACUUCGAGGCUACGGUUAGUGUAAGGUAGGAUUUCCCAGCUCUGGGGAUUCCUCCAAGACAGAAGGUGUCUAAGCAAAUUACACCAUCAUCCGGUAGUAUGUAGAGCUGUGGGAGAAAAUCAAGGGGAAGGGGGAACACUUCCUUCAGUGCCUUGCCUUGGUAUCUGGGAGGGCCUCAGUGACGCUGAGCUCUCCUGCUCCUGUGAAGGCUUCUCUGUACCUCUAGUGUCUUGGCCUUAGGGGUCUGAUUGGAAUGAGCAGCCCGCCCUGGGCACUCCCUUUCUAUGUCUAGUCAGUAUUUUUCCCUUUGGUGUGUUUUGGAGCCAUGUCAUACCCAGUAAGUCAGUAUCAUCUGUUGUAUGUGAGUAGCCCAAAGCCAGCACCAAAGCCUUGGGGUCACAAGAGCUCGACAGACAGGUAGAUCCUGCCAAGUAAGAGGGAGCUGGCUGCGCUCACUUCUGCGUUCUAGUGGAGAGGAGCAAGCUACCUUUCCCAAAGACAGUGUAUGUCCUAGAAGAGCCAGCUUCUAGGCAGGCAGUUGAUAGUUCCCUAAAAUGUGAGCCUUGUGCUUCCACCAAGUCUAAUGGAUUGCUUGUGUUUGAGGCCACAGCAGCUCCUUUGAUAAGUACCACAUCCUCUGUGCUACACACAGCUAAAUUAAUAGUUUCAUUUAACCAAACCAAAAAAAGGAAAAAAAAAGAAAAAAAAAUAGGUUUGCUAUCUCUUUUAAUAUUGCUACCUAUGCAGGAUUUUGCCGUUUCCUUAAGCUAGUGGUAUAAAGGCUGGUGCUGGGAGGACGCCCCAUCUCGGGCAACUCUGUCCAGUGGGAUCACUAUGUCCUUGUUUUCUCAGUUCUGAGAAGCACAGUACAGUAGUACUGACUUGAGCACUGAAGCGUAUUCCUAGAGUAAGGGAAAGCCCAAUCCUGACGUCAGGGUACAGGUUCUGGGGGUCUGGCAGCAAACCCUGCGGAGAGUUCUGGUUCAGUGUGCUCAGGACUGGCUGGCCUUUCAAGGCUUUUCUCCUUAUGCUCACCAGCUCAGCAGGCCUGAGAGGCGGGGUUUAAGUUGUUCAGUGUGAACGUUGCUUCUGCUCUGGAGCUGAGGGGUGUGGGCAUGUUGCGGACUGUGGGGUGACAGUGCGUGCUGAAGCAGGCAGGAGUCCUGGGGAGUCAUGCUCAAGUAAAGCAUGGUGGUGGUUCUCUCUAGUAUGUUCCUUUGGGAAGUCUAGGUUUGCUAUUAAUCUAGCUGAGAAUCUAAGUUCUGUGCCUUAGAGACAAUUUGCACUUUCCAGAAUUGUGCCUAGGACAGCCAUAAGAUUUUUUUUCCCUACCAAACAGCUAUGCAAACAAAAACCAGCUCAAAAGUCACAACCAUACACUGGGUUGAGUGGAAGUCAUGACAGCAGAAAUGUCUUCAAGUGGUUUUCUAUAGCUAAAUCUUCCUAAGUUGUCCUGCUUAUCCUCUGUGCAGUGCUGGGUGUUUGAAGCGUGCCAGGGUGUUGCUUUGAGUUACAGUAUAGCCUGCGCUUCUCCUUUGUGCCAACACUUGGCUGAAGAGCCAGCUUAUUGUUAGCCUGAUGCUGGAAAGGAUGAGGAUGGAGUGGUGUGGCAUUUCUGUUUUAAAUAAACGUUUAAACUCUCA
Messenger RNA from Mastomys coucha (southern multimammate mouse), 5380 nucleotides. RefSeq names its product NIMA related kinase 9 (gene Nek9). Gene Ontology annotation, cellular component: centrosome. Gene Ontology annotation, molecular function: ATP binding; protein kinase binding; protein kinase activity. The record is from RefSeq and is a predicted model, not a curated record. The transcript has 22 exons. Lineage: Eukaryota; Metazoa; Chordata; Mammalia; Rodentia; Muridae. Bases 128 to 3073 code for a protein of 981 amino acids. Gene Ontology annotation, biological process: protein phosphorylation.